ACUUCACUGGUUACGCUACAUCUUAAAAUAUUUAUUUUAUGGUAAAAACCUGAGGAAAAUUGUAAAGAUAUUCUUCGGAUCAUCAGAUGUGCUGGAUGACAGUUCUUGGGUCUGAUGGGGGCGUUGUAUAGUUGUUGUUGGCGGCGUUACUGCAAUCUUGAUGAGAACCUAGAUGAGAAGAACGCUAUUUUACGAUAUGAGACUUCCAAAAUGCAGAGCAUCAGGACUCAGACCUCCAGAGCCUGCAUGUCCAGCCACAGUGACCCAAGCCCGGGUCAGGAGGGCCUGUCUUGGAGGACAGAGGAGCAGGAGUGGAUCCCCUGGAGCUGCCCCAGGACUUCCAUGGUAGAUCCAGAGUCGGACGGAGAGCUCCAAGCCUUUAUCACGAUGAGGAACGAGGCAGAUACGUACACAGAGGAGUGGGAGAAGCUCAACUAUGACAUCCACAGUCUGAGGUACACCAAGCGAGAGAUCAGCAGCCGAUGGAAGAAGAUUCUGACACAGCUAGGCUACCAGCGUGAGGUUGACUCUCUCCUGACGGUGAACAGACAGCUGUUACAGACAACACUGAGUGAAUCGGAUAACCUGAACAGAGCCAGACAGCUGUUACAGACCACUCUGGACCACUCUAGUUUGUUCCCACGAGGAGUGGCUAGCACAGACAGAUACCUCUUUGUUAUGGAUCGCUUGGUGUCUCUGGAUAGUGCAGAGGAUUUCAUCAGACUGGCGAAGGAGAAAUACCCAAAGAGCGAGAGUUGUGAAUGA
Oncorhynchus masou masou (cherry salmon) is the source of this 765-nucleotide messenger RNA. RefSeq names its product melanoregulin-like. Gene Ontology annotation, biological process: melanosome transport; melanocyte differentiation. Bases 115 to 765 code for a protein of 216 amino acids. Gene Ontology annotation, cellular component: melanosome. Lineage: Eukaryota; Metazoa; Chordata; Actinopteri; Salmoniformes; Salmonidae. The record is from RefSeq and is a predicted model, not a curated record. The transcript is spliced from 5 exons.